Molecule: messenger RNA, 1258 nt
Organism: Fimicolochytrium jonesii
Lineage: Eukaryota; Fungi; Chytridiomycota; Chytridiomycetes; Spizellomycetales; Powellomycetaceae
Exons: 2
Coding region: 155-904 (249 amino acids)
Source: RefSeq, a predicted model, not a curated record
CACGUAGCUUAAGAGAUGAUGGAACUCGUCUCCUAUUCCUACACAUGCAUUGCCUUUCUACUAGCAUGGAAUAGCCCGCUCUCUCUCUCUCUCUCUCUCUUCUCCUCUCUCUCUCUCCGUCUCUUCUCCUUUAUCCCCCGGAUGCAUACGCCAUAUGCGCGAACCCAGGGGCUGCUGGCAGUGGUUGCAUGCGCCAUAUGCGCGAAACCAUCUGGGCAGGGUACCUCAUCUCCUCACCUCCCCGCUGCUCACUCCCUACCGGAUAUGUGAUGUCGUCGAGGUCAGGUUGCCCACUCCAGCCCAGCCGAGGUCAGUACAGGUGUUGCAGUGCGGUGAUUGCCGUGUGUGUCAAAAAAAAACUCACGUCAGUGCUGUGGUAAUGAAGCUGAGGGAUCGCGGUUGUUACCUGGUGGUGGUCUGCGAAAGGAUAUACUGGGUCAAGACGGGUGGUGGUCGGCGAAAGGAUGUACUGUCUUCCGGGGCAAGAAUGAGAAGACUGGUUUUGGAGUCACCUUGUAAACAAAAGCAGAGCAGACUGUUGUUUCAAGGACAGACGGUAGAAUACAGUUCUCUGAGCGCAUUUGCAGAUUACGCAGACACUUUGGCUGGUUGUUUCAAGGACAGAUGCAUGUGCUGUCAGCAGUUUGUAAUUGGUGAAGAUCUGUUCUUUCCAGCCCGGCAGUCCUUGGGAUGGAUGUCAUCACGGCGGGGACUGACGCGUUUUGGGCAAGGUCCAAACUCUGACUGUGGGUCGUCGGCAAUUCCGGUGUGCAUUUCGGUGGGGUCUCUCGGCGCGGUGGUUUCCUACACGGGAGGAGACUUCACUAAUCACUCACCACAGCCGAGCGGCCGCUGGGCAAUGCAGAAUACUCUCAUCGCGAUCAGUCCCCAGCGACAGCUCUGACUAGGCCUACGGAGAACCCUCACGUGGGAUCACUCGGAAUCGCUCUGGACAAGUCGGGCUUUCCCGCACCGCUUCGUCAGAUGCAGCCAGGAUCAUUGGGGGGCCCCAAUCGGUCAACCCAACCAAGGGUUACUCGGUCAUUGCGUUCCCUCUCACAAUGACCUUGCUCAAUUUAAAUCACUCGGACAGUCUCACGGCCUGACGCAAUCUCAAUCGUCAACACCACUCAGUGAGAGCCAUUCAACCUACGUAGAAUCAUUUGUGCUCUCUCUCAAUACUGUCCUCAUAAAGAAAGGAUGAGAAAGGUAACUCUGCGUUAUGCUCCUGGAAUGUCCGUUCACCCGGUAAACUGGG